GGCCACAAGCCUGUUUUUUUACAUGACUCCUAAACGCAGCCUUUCUCUUUUUUCACUCGGCCUCAACCUCUGCUGUUUGUUUACCACAAACCCUAGUUGAAGACCCUAAAUUUUAUUUGUUCGAUCUGAUAAUUCACACAAGUUUUGUUUGCUCAUUCAGUCUCUCAGUUCAGUGUAGACUUUAAAAUCUAAAAUCUGCGGCAUAACUGAGGUCUCUGCAAUUUCCUCUUAUCUUUUCUCUUAAAUCAUUGAAGGCGUUUAGAGCAUUCAAUCAAGUUCAGUGCCAUUUGAUUGAAAUGCCCGCUUUCCCUCAUCCUGGGUCUGUCACACUAUGCGAAAUCAAUCGAGAUUUGAUCACCGUUGAAAGCCUCACCGAUGGGCACGCCAAAGACACCUAUGGGAAAGUUCUUGGAUUUGUAUUCAGUCCUGUUCCUUUCCAAUCAGAUCUUCUCUUGCCCGGUACUGAGCAUGGAUUUGAACAAGAAAAUGGAGAUAAUGUUCCAAGAGGGUUAACUGCUUUCAGCAAAAUAUUGUGUGAAUGCAUUAAACGCUACCUUCCUCCCACCGAUGUAAGUUGGUUAUGGAGUUCAGACUGAUAUUAGCUUAUUGGUUUCACUAGAACAUUAGUUCUUAACAAAUGGUUGUCUUCCUAUGGUUCAUUUCCUGUAUUCUGCAAGUUAUUUGCCCUUCUUAUUUUCA
Messenger RNA from Macadamia integrifolia, 699 nucleotides. Its product is annotated as aladin. The coding region runs from base 297 to 596 and encodes 99 amino acids. The transcript has 3 exons. Lineage: Eukaryota; Viridiplantae; Streptophyta; Magnoliopsida; Proteales; Proteaceae. The record is from RefSeq and is a predicted model, not a curated record.